AUGGCUCUGGCGCUCGCUGAAACACAAAAUGAGACAUUUUCGCGGGCGGACUCGCCGACGAGCGGACCAUCCGAUCAACUAACCACCCACGACCUUGAUCGGUACGUUCUAAGCAUAAAUUAUCGAAAUUUUCGGCGAGAGAAUGCAUUUUUUGCAGUCACAUUGAAAAACUAAUGAGAUGCGAGCUGAUCGCCGAGCAAGACGUCAAAACGCUGUGCGCAAAGGCUCGCGAGAUUCUGGCCGAGGAAGGAAACGUGCAAGUCAUCGAUUCACCAGUCACGGUACCAAAGUUCACGAAAUUUUUACUGAAAACAAAUUUUCGCAGAUUUGCGGCGACAUUCACGGACAAUUCUACGACCUAAUGGAGCUGUUCAAAGUUGGCGGUCCGGUGCCCAACACCAACUACUUGUUCCUCGGCGAUUUCGUCGAUCGCGGAUUUUAUUCGGUUGAGGUGCGAUUUUUAAACAAAUACGACAAUUUUUUGAUUUUUCAAAAAUUUCUGAUGCUCGAAAAUUUGUAGAAACUGCCUGAGAAGUUGCAAAAAAUUAUUCAAUUGGAAUUUUUCACCCACAAACCAUUACAGACAUUCCUCCUCCUUCUCGCACUGAAAGCCCGCUACCCGGACCGAAUGAUGCUGAUCCGCGGGAACCACGAGUCCCGGCAGAUCACGCAAGUCUACGGAUUCUACGACGAAUGCAUGCGGAAGUACGGAAACGCGUCCGUCUGGAAGCACUGCACCGAGGUGUUCGACUAUCUGGCUCUCGCGGCCGUAAUCGACGGAAAGGUGUUUUGUGUGCACGGGGGACUCUCGCCCUCCAUCAGCACUAUGGAUCAGAUACGCGUCAUCGACAGAAAACAGGAAGUACGCUGCUUUUCUUAAACGUAAAACUUGUAAAUUUUAAGAAUGUUAGUGUAAUAAUCAGGGCUGGACAAAUUUCGUCCCAGGCUUUUCGAACGCUUUUUGAGUACAAUAUUCUCUUACAAUAUUUUUUAAUGUUUCAGGUGCCGCACGACGGACCGAUGUGCGACCUUCUGUGGUCAGAUCCCGAGGAGGACAACGUGGGCUGGGGACUGAGUCCGCGCGGCGCCGGAUACCUGUUCGGAGCGGAAGCCUCGAAGACGUUCUGCGAAACGAACGGCGUUGAUCUCAUUUGCAGGGCCCAUCAGCUCGUCAUGGAGGGCUACAAGUGGCACUUCAACGAGAAAGUGCUCACUGUCUGGUCGGCGCCCAACUAUUGCUAUCGGUAGGGAACACAUUUUCUAGACGAACUUUUUUAAAUUCGCAAAAAAAAACAAUUUCUUCUACAAUUUCCGCUUUUCAGGUGCGGAAAUGUGGCGGCGAUUCUGGAGUUGGACGAGAAUCUCAACAAGGAAUUCACAAUUUUCGAGGCGGCGCCACAGGAGAAUCGUGGAGCGCCCGCCAAAAAACCGCAUGCCGAUUAUUUCCUCUAA
Messenger RNA from Caenorhabditis sp. 36 PRJEB53466, 1452 nucleotides. Lineage: Eukaryota; Metazoa; Nematoda; Chromadorea; Rhabditida; Rhabditidae. The record is from the annotation of a GenBank genome assembly.